AGGAUUUUGCAAGUAACCAAUCAAAACAAAUUAUUUUUUAAAACACCUGCGAGGAGACAUAGAGCUCUCAAAAAGCUAUUUUCUUGUAAUAGUGUUCACCAUGUCUGCCAAAAAUAUCUAUUAUUCUGACAAAUACACUGACGAAGCUUAUGAGUACAGACAUGUGAUGUUACCUAAAGACAUAGCAAAGCUGGUUCCAAAGACACACCUAAUGUCAGAGUCAGAAUGGAGAAGUAUUGGGGUACAGCAAAGUCAAGGCUGGAUUCACUAUAUGAAACAUGACCCAGAACCACACAUCUUACUGUUCCGCCGGCCACUACCUCAGAACUUGCAGUGAUAACACUUUUAUACUUUGACAUUCUGAUUCCAAGAGCAAGUUGUGAUUUACACAUUUCCAUCCAGUUUACAGAAUCUUAUCCGCAUAUGUCAUAAUAUUAUUGUGUAAAUAAUAUGUGUGUAUGUGUUUUGGAAGAUUUGGGUCGGACGACAGAAUUCAGGACAAUAUGGACAAUCAUCAGUGUCUACUGCCAUUUACCAAAAUAUUUUUCUGUUAAUUUGGUCUCUGGUGUUAACGAAGGCUCAUGUUUGUCGAUCGCAUGUAUUUAUUGCCAUGAGAUUUAUUUAAGUAAGUAAUUGCAGUGAACUUUACAGAUAACUUAUCAGAAUUUCUAGAAAUAGUCAGUAUUAAACAUCAAAGUAGAAUGAAAGUUUUGACAAAAGACUUGAUUUAGCUUUAGAUAUUUUUAAAAAUGUGUACAAGCAACUUUUAUUUUCCUGAUUUUUGUCUCUAUAUCCAACAUAUAGAAAUGCUGAUAGGUGUUUUAUUUAAACAAUUACAAGUUAAAUAUCAGUUUUGAUCUCAGUGCUGGUUUAAAUCUAAUACUAGUGAAGAGUUUCAAAGAAUAUUUAUCGCGAUUCUUUUCAGCUGAAUUUCCUUUUUAAGUAAUGUGUGAACCAGAAUGCCUGCUUGGGCCAUUUAUAAAUGGAAUGCAAUGCCUAUUUACAUAAUUUAAGAUAUUAUGUAUUUUGGUAUAUUUGGUAUAUUUCCUUCAGUAACCUGUUGAAGUGAGUAGUGCUGUAAGUUCAAGUUGUAAUGAAAUGGAAAAAGGCAAAACAAGAUGUAUUACAUUGUCACAGUUAUUCAUCUGUUAGUGAAUUUUUACAUGAUUUAGUGCUAUGAUGUAGAAUUUAUUUUCUGUAUUAUUUUUCAUCAAUUUAUAUCUCAUGCAUUUUGUACAAAUUGUAAUAUUAUAGAGUAAUAAUUCUGUGUUUAUGUACCAUGUAAUUGUAUUUCAUACAACAUUAUGUAUUCACAACAUGCAGAUCAUAAGGUUAUAUUUCAGGACUUACCCGUACUUCUGGCAUUAUUGUUUUGACCCAGUUAAAACUUUUAUCAAUAGGCUUGUUGCAUUCAGGUCUGUAGUUGCUUGUUCACUGGAUACAUGUGUAACUUUGUUAUUUUAAGGGACCAAUUUUGAUCGGACCAGUAUAUUUUUAACCUAUUUGCCGGGCAACCAGUGCAGACCAUGAUCAGCAUGUUUGUCUGUGCAGGCUGAUCAUCGGCUCCUCUGGUUGCUAUUCAGUUGGUAAAUUUUCAGUAAUCACCUAUUUGAAUAGUAAGUGGUACGGCCCAAAUUGAAUGAUUGACCAGUCCAUUUUAGAAAUAUAGCAGGAUAAAGAAAGGUUUACUCUGAAAUUGAUCUUUAUGCACUAAUUUUGCAAAAAAAAAUUCUCUAUGCAUGUAUCAUCUGCUUAUCUGUCAAUUUUCUCAUACUUUGUCAUGUGACGUCAGUGUGUCUUCUUUACUUCUGUGUUUCAUCUUAUCUGUAUUUACUCUCCUCUGUAUUUUAUAUGUUUUACUUUUGUAUUCUCUGAAACUGUAAAAUGUUGCAUAAAACAUGUUCACAUAUAAAUAGAACUUGUGAAAAACUGGAACAGGCUUUCUUUCUAAUGGCUGUACCAUGUAUUUUGAGUCAUUUUGAAAAAGAAUAACUUCGCAUUCAUCAAAGUUAUAUACCAUUUUGUUGAUCAUCAUAUAGCCAACAUGAGGUGAAGACAUACUGUCUCAACAUUGCAUUGCAGGUACAUAAUUGAAAAAUGGCGCUAAACCCCAAAAACAAACAAGCAAGCUACAAGUUUUCAUGAAAAAUUAAGUGUUUGGAGUUGUUAUUAAAGACAGAUUUCAAUACAUGAAUUUCAUGCAUGGAAAUAACUGAUUUUUAUGCUCCUUCAAUCAGUCGGUGCCUCACAUAUUUGUCUGGAGUAUAACUUGAAAAGUGUUAAUGGCAUUUGAUUGAAGCUUCACAUGAAUAAUCAUAGAGGCCAUUGAGACAAGUGCAGUGUAAGAAUCAGAACAUUUUCUCCAUUUUAUAUAUAUAUUUAUAUAUAUAUUUUUUUUGCCCCCCAGAGGGAGGCAUAUUAGUUUUCAACUGUCUGUCCGUUCGUUCGUCACAAUGUUAACUUUUUGUAUGAAGGCAAUUUACUCACAAACCACUGCACCCAGGACCUUCAAACUUCACAUGCUGAUAAUACUUAUUGAGUACAUGAUCCCUAUUGACUUUGGAGUCACCAGGUCAAAAGUCAACCCGCCCGCUUAGCUCAGUAGGUAGAGCGUUGGUCUACGGAUCGCGGGGUCGCGAGUUCGAUCCUCGGGCGUGACUAUUUGAUAAACGACA
Messenger RNA from Mercenaria mercenaria, 2675 nucleotides. Its product is annotated as cyclin-dependent kinases regulatory subunit 1-like. Gene Ontology annotation, cellular component: SCF ubiquitin ligase complex; cyclin-dependent protein kinase holoenzyme complex. Gene Ontology annotation, molecular function: cyclin-dependent protein serine/threonine kinase activator activity; protein kinase binding; ubiquitin binding. The record is from RefSeq and is a predicted model, not a curated record. Gene Ontology annotation, biological process: regulation of mitotic cell cycle. The transcript is spliced from 3 exons. NCBI's taxonomy places the organism in Eukaryota, Metazoa, Mollusca, Bivalvia, Venerida, Veneridae. Bases 101 to 337 code for a protein of 78 amino acids.